Molecule: messenger RNA, 2415 nt
Organism: Peromyscus eremicus (cactus mouse)
Lineage: Eukaryota; Metazoa; Chordata; Mammalia; Rodentia; Cricetidae
Product: melanoma antigen preferentially expressed in tumors-like
Exons: 4
Coding region: 107-1492 (461 amino acids)
Cellular component (GO): cytoplasm
Source: RefSeq, a predicted model, not a curated record
ACCAUCUUUGAGAGGGAGGAGGCUGCUGCACUCUAAGGCCUUCGUGGACCUGCAACUCAGAGUUCUCCAUUUCACCAGCAUUGAACCACACAGAAGGUUCACAAAGAUGGAUACAAAGAACCCAAAGACACUGUUCGAUCUCGCUAUACAGAGUCUGCUGAGAAAUGAGUCUAUAGCAAUCCAAGCUCUGGAGGAUAUGCCAAGACUCUUUUUUGUUCCACUGUUCAUUGCUGCCUUCGAGGGCGGGCAUAAAAAUAUAUUGUGUGAGAUGGUGAAAGUGUGGCCCUAUUACUGUCUCCACAUUGGGUCAUUAACUGUACAGGAGCCUCAACAUGAACUCCUGAAAGCCAUGAUUGAGAAUCUUCCAGUGCGUCCUUCAAGGAACUCUGCUUCUAGGAGACCUAAACUGAGGAUCCUAGAUUUAAGGCAAGACAACGACUGUAGGACCAUAUGCCAUGAAGUCAGCAUCAAGGAACCUUUCUGUUUUCAUUCUUGUGCUUAUUCUGACAGCUCUAUCCUGAAAAUAGAAGGGCAGCAUGGUUUCAUAAAUCCAGAGUCCAUGGUUCAGUUCCCCAGGCCUAUAGAGUUACUAGUGGACCUUUCCCUAGAUGGCUCCUUAGUGGAAAAGGAAUUUAUGGUUUUUCUUACAAGUAAAAUUAGGGAGAGUUCAGGGUCUUUGCACAUAUGCUGUCGAGAUUUGCAAGUUGAUAAACUGUGUGACAGCAAAUGCACACUGAGACUUCUUGAUCUCAACUGUGUUGAUCAGUUGUCAAUUGAUAAGGGUUCGCUGAGUGAUAUCACCAAUGUCCUGUCUCAGAUGGACCACCUAGAGAGCCUCAGUCUGUCUAAAGUCACUUUUAGAUCUCUGGGUGGGAAAGUCUUUAAAAAUUUCCUAGGUCACUUGCAACGUAUGAACAGCCUUAAGGAAGUCAGCUUGUCUUCAUUCUGUCUCACGGGUCAUCUGGACAGAGUGCUCAGAGUCCUGCCACCUGGUCUGGAUUUCUUGUAUCUGACAUUCUGUGAUCUUUCGUACAGAGACUUCAGAUUUCUGGCCCAGUGCCCUCAGGCCUCCCGACUAAAGCUGUUGAAUCUUAGCAACAACCCAAUGUAUUGGGAUGACUUUGAGCCUUUUCAAACUCUUCUGGUAAAUCUCUCUGGUACUCUUUGCCAUCUAGAGAUAAAUCAUUGCCUUAUAAAUGAUACUGCAAUCUCUGUUCUUAUCCCUGCUCUGAUUCGUUGUACUCAUCUCCGUGUUCUGUGCUUUGCUUCUAACCCCAUCACAAUGCCUAUGCUUGUGACUAUCAUGAAUAAUUUAACACCCUUGAAGAAUCUAAAAUAUGUGAUUUAUCCCAUCCCUGUACAUUGCUAUGAACUGUGGCCUUUUCAGGGCAGUUUAGACCGAAGGAAGCUUGCUAUUGUACAACUACAGUUGAAGGUGAUGCUAGAGCUUGCAGAGAGGACUGACAUGAACUGGAUCACUUACUUAGAAUAAAUUUCACAAUCCAACACAGUUUCAACCCGAUAUGUACUAUUUAAGUACUAAAUGUUAUUUCCUGGACCCAUACACACAACAGGUUCUUUACAUUGUAGAAAAUUACACUUAGGGAAUAUAGGUAUGUAACUGAUUCCUACACAGAAUAUUUUAGAAAAGAUGGAGGAUUUUGAGAGUUCCUGUGUAUCACUGGUCUACUAUUGAUAUAUUUCAUUUUACUGACCAGAGUGAUGUGUAUUGCGUAUAAUACAGGAUGAUCAAGUCCUAGUUUCCUCUGUCUGUGCCCAUACUGUUUGGUUCGCUUGUUGGUACAUCACACAAAUCAGAACAGUGACAGACUUUCCUGCCUAUAAUUGUGAAAGGGGCAGUGGUUUUUGAAGACAAUGUUUUCAUCCCCUAAAUUACUUCAGGCUGGUUUUGGUUACUUUUGGAAAUCCAUCAGGAUUCAAUAGUGGGGCCAGGAAAGAAAGACAGCAGAGGCUUUGAGGUUUCAAUAGAACCUUCAAGAACAUAAUUAUAAUAUUUCCUUGAUGUAGGCCUGCCCUAAAGUUUCCACUACUUCCCAUGAAGUUCUCAGCUGGAUAUCCAGCCUUUGCCACAUGAAUUUUUAGGUGGGAUUUAGGGUCCUUCCCAUAAUAUUCCCCCUACUUCCUUUAGUUCUCUUACUCUACUCCCAAUUCCUUUAAUCCUGUCAUUUCCUUAGCUGUAUAAAUCAUUCCAUGUAUAUAUGAUUCUUUUUCCACUAGCUGUGCCCCAUUUGGUAUGAUACAUACUAGCCAUGUGUGAGUACUGAGUCCAGCUUAUUUUAUAUUCCAGAACAUAACAUAAUUACAGAUUCAGUUUGCAUAUCCUAGACUUUCUUAGAAAUGAUGUGUGUAAAGUCUAUAGUUAAUAAUUUACACAGGGCUAAGGAAAUGCCUCAG